Molecule: messenger RNA, 180 nt
Organism: Penicillium diatomitis
Lineage: Eukaryota; Fungi; Ascomycota; Eurotiomycetes; Eurotiales; Aspergillaceae
Exons: 2
Coding region: 1-180 (59 amino acids)
Source: RefSeq, a predicted model, not a curated record
AUGAUUUACAGAGGCGUGCGUGGAAAACCUCAGGCCGAAAAUAUUGCGGCUGUCGGAGGCGCUACAAUGGCCGCGUCACUUCUGCACAACCCUCGUCACGAAGAUGAAACGGCACUGGGCUCCGACGGUCAUUUGACAAUGGCCGGUCAUGAAGGAGACGCCCUUUUGCGGCAGGCCUAG